AUGAAUAAAAGUUUGCAAAAAGAAGUGGAACAUUGGGAUAAGGUUUUAAGAAGAUUGAUUGCAUUGACGAUGAUAAUGGCACAACAAAAUAUUCCAUUUAGAGGUUCUUCAGAUAAAGUUUAUGAAGAAAAUAAUGGGAAUUUUUUGAAAAUUUUGGAAUUCUUAGCUGAAUUUGAUCUAGUUAUGGAAAAACAUUUAAUGAGGGCUAAGAAAAAACCGAAUUCUGUUCACUAUUUAGGAAAAACCAUUCAAAAUGAAAUUUUGGAACUGAUCGGACAGAGCAUUAAAAGUAAAAUUUUGAAUAAAGUGCAAGAUUCUAAUUAUUAUGCAUUGAUCGUUGACUGUACAACAGACACAAGCCAUCAGGAACAAAUGUCAGUUAUAGUUCGAUAUGUUGACGUGAAUCCGAAUAAUAAUAUUCAAAUCAAUCAAAGUUUUCUUGGAUUUCAUUUAGUCGAAGGUUCAACAGGAAUUGACGCACGCCAUCAUUGA
This is a messenger RNA of Centruroides sculpturatus (bark scorpion), 492 nucleotides long. RefSeq names its product zinc finger MYM-type protein 1-like. NCBI's taxonomy places the organism in Eukaryota, Metazoa, Arthropoda, Arachnida, Scorpiones, Buthidae. The transcript has a single exon. The coding region runs from base 1 to 492 and encodes 163 amino acids. The record is from RefSeq and is a predicted model, not a curated record.